Molecule: messenger RNA, 267 nt
Organism: Anisakis simplex (herring worm)
Lineage: Eukaryota; Metazoa; Nematoda; Chromadorea; Rhabditida; Anisakidae
Source: the annotation of a GenBank genome assembly
CGUCGACUGGCAUCAUUGAUGAUCGGUGUGGAAGAGCAAUUGGCUGUAGAAUUGAGCGAAACGAUCGUAACCGAAGCUGUUCAAGAAGCACUAANAAACUCUUUGCUAGGUGAGUUAGAGGAACUGGUCGCGAUGGUUCCAACACUGCGAGUAGUUUCGGUGCAAUACGAACAUGCCAACUGGAGUGUGGUGGCCGAGAAAUGUGAUACUUCAAUAACACAAAGCCAAAAAUAUACUGUUUCAAAAUCAUCUGCUGUGACCAACUGA